ACGUGUCAGAACCCUGCUACUAGAGCCUGGAUGUGGCUCUGAGUUUCAGGGUCACUGACAUUGAUAAGACACCUGCGUCCCAGGACUCGGAGGAGAAACGGCUGAUGGACUUGGCGGGGAAUUUGCGCGGGGUUUUACUGAGCGGGAAGAGACUGUUCAAAUGAGGGGGAGGGUAUAUAAAGGAGGGUUGGCCGGAGCCUCCCAUUCUUGGCUUUUCUGAUGUUCAUGUUUCCUACAGUAAAAGUUCCUGGUGAUACCACAGAGAGUCUCGUGUGUUCAUUCAGGAGCGGCUGUGGUGAGCUGACACUAAGCCAAGAAUACGGACACCAUCCCGCUGUAGCGGUGAGGUGUAACAUGCAAGUGGAGGAUGAAGAGCUCUUGGGCGCCGGAGGAGGAAGGUCGGAAAGGGCCACUCCCGAGACGGACGCUGAGUUCCACCAGCUGGCGGCCCUGGCGUCAUCCACCGCUUAUGCCCAGCCAAAUGGGGUAACCCAGAGGCGCGGAGUGGUGCGGGGAGAUAGCACCGGAGGAGAGGAAGGUUCACCUUCCCCAGGCCCGCAAAAGAUGGUGUUUCUGGAGGAGAGGAUGUCGGCGAUGGAGACCACCCUGGCAGUGAUGUCGAGGGCGAUGGAGCGCCUGGCGGUUUUGGCGGAGCCGGAGCGAGGAAGGGAACUCCGGGCUAGCUCAAUGUGGGACGUGAGCAUGGGAAGCAGCCAGGGCUUUGCAGACCUCCCAGCACCGAAGGGAAGGGAAAUGCGAAAGGAGCCCGGUGCCCGGCCCAAGAUCCAAACGAGCCUGACGCGGGUGGAGGAGAGUGACGACGAAGGGGAAAAGCCUCCGAGAAUCCCGGCUACGCUCCCAACUGAGACCCUGGUGCCCCUGGCGAAUGCCGGGCGUGGCACAGGACAAAGGGAAGCAGCAGCGGGGCCCACUGGCCCGCAAGGGGGCUUGCGACGGGCGGAGAAUUGGGGAUUGCCACCACAGGGACCCCUACCGAGACGAGAGGAACUAAGGAUCGAGUUUGGGGGAGAGUCCUCUGAACUGGAUUUUUUCCUGACCACGGUGAGGGGCUAUAUGGAGGACAAUGCCCACACUUUUAGAACGGAAUCCAGCCGGGUACGGGCCAUUGGUGCAGUGUUGAAGAGGGGAGCGGCCAGCUGGUACGUUCAACUACACGCGCGGCGCGACCCAUGUCUGGGGUCACUCCGACGCUUUAUGGGGGCCCUGGAGACCCGUUUCCGAGAUCCACUGGAGCAGAUCCGGGCGAGGGAGGAGUUGAAGACCGUCUCCCAGGGGCAGAGGUCGGUAUCUGAGUAUGCGGAGGAGUUCCAAUGCCUCGCUGAAAAGGUGCCGGAAUGGUCUGCAGUGACAAAGAUAGAACUCUUCAAAGAGGGGCUCAGGCGGGAGAUCCUCUCCUGGGCGGUGCAUCGUGAUGAGCCUGACACACUGCGCGGAUGGAUUCAGCUGGCGGGGCGCAUCGAGACAUCGCUGGCCCAGGCGAGGAGGCACCGAGGAGGGCUACAGCAGCGGCCGCAGAUGAAAGAGGGGAGCCGGAAGGAGGGAUCAACCCCAGCCGGGAGGAGAACGGAGCCGACAGGGAACGUGAGCACCAGCAGGAGGGGCUGCUUCGUGUGCGGCCGUUUGGGCCACAGGGCUGCCGAGUGCUGGCAGAGAAAAGGGGAAGGCGGAGGCCCGCCCAAACCAAGAGCCGUGGCAGGGAAACGCGCCGAGGAAGAACCACCGAUGAGGCACCACUCGGGGGGGUUGGACGAAGGGGAGGAGGACGCCAUGUCAGAACCCUGCUACUAGAGCCUGGAUGUGGCUCUGAGUUUCAGGGUCACUGACAUUGAUAAGACACCUGCGUCCCAGGACUCGGAGGAGAAACGGCUGAUGGACUUGGCGGGGAAUUUGCGCGGGGUUUUACUGAGCGGGAAGAGACUGUUCAAAUGAGGGGGAGGGUAUAUAAAGGAGGGUUGGCCGGAGCCUCCCAUUCUUGGCUUUUCUGAUGUUCAUGUUUCCUACAGUAAAAGUUCCUGGUGAUACCACAGAGAGUCUCGUGUGUUCAUUCAGGAGC
Molecule: messenger RNA, 2074 nt
Organism: Anolis carolinensis (green anole)
Lineage: Eukaryota; Metazoa; Chordata; Lepidosauria; Squamata; Anolidae
Exons: 2
Coding region: 220-1809 (529 amino acids)
Molecular function (GO): nucleic acid binding; zinc ion binding
Source: RefSeq, a predicted model, not a curated record